UUGAAGGAUAUUGACAUUUAGUGUGCCUAGUCAAACUAGGAUAAGUUCUAUAGUUGUAAUAGGAGAGGUUUCCUACUCCAAGUUAGAUAAGGAAUCCUUGUACUCUUAGAUUAUGCACUUUGUAAUCCCUAUAUAUAGGGCUCCUAUUCUCUAUAAUGAAAUACACUUCUCUCAUCAAUCUCUCUCAAUACCAAUAUACUUAAACACGUUAUCAGCACGACUCUAGCCAAAAAGCAAAAACCGUAAAACAAAACCCAAAACUUCCUUUGCCAAAAAUCUGCCGCAAGCACUUGCCUGCAGCCUUCUGCCUACCUGCGUGCCUACUGCCCCUGCAGCCCCUAGCCCAAGCUAGCCGAGCCUCCGCUGCACCUGCCCCGCGCGCGCCCCGCGCUACGCGCCCCUGCGCUCGUCUGCCUACCUGCGCGCCCGUGCGCCUGCAGCCCUGCUGCCUGCCCUACCAGCGCGCCCCUGCGUCCGCAGCUGCCUGCUUGCGUGCCCGUGCACCUGCAGCCUUGCAUCAAGCUGCUAGCCUGCAGCUGCUCCUGCAGCCCUCUCGGCCCUGCCUCCUCCUGCAUCUCUGCUGCCCCUGCAGCAACUAUUUUCGGCCUAACCUCCUGCAUCCUUCGGCAGCAAGUAAAAUCCUUAACUGCCAUCACCACCGCAGCCCCUGCUGCCCCGCAUCCGCUGCACGCCUCUACUCAGAUUACUUCGCUCCAUCACGCCUGCAUCGACACGCGCGUGAUCCAAAACCAACAAGAUGUCAAAACUUGACUUUCCUAUCCUUGACUCAACUGGCUCGGAAUAUCAUAGUUGGGUCACGGAUGUUGAGAACCAUCUCACUUCAAAAGGGAUCCUACCCGUAAUUCAAGCACCAAAUCCCGACCUCAUAUUUGAGCGUACGGCUACAAAUAAUGCCACCGCUCUCAUCUUGAUGAGACGCCACAUGGAUAAAUCACUCCGAUUGGAGUACAUGGCAAUCAAGGAUGCUAGAGAAUUAUGGGUUGCGCUAGAAGAGCGUUUUGGUAAUGUAAAGGAUACCCUCCUCCCUGACUUGAAAGUUCAAUGGAACAAUCUACGAUUUGCUGACUUCAAGUCUGUAGCUGAAUAUAAUUCAGAAGUUCUUCGCCUCAAGACCAUGUUGGGGUUCUGUGGACAACCCGUCACAGAGCAAGAACUAAUUGAGAAAACUCUCUCCACCUUCCCCGUCUCAGCAAUUUUGCUCUCAAAGCAAUAUCGAACGGAAUUCGAUACUAGACGGCUCACGAGAUUUCAUCAGCUCAUUACUGUAAUGUCUGUAGCUGAAAAACAUGAUAAUAUCCUCGUGAGAAAUUAUAAUUCAAGGCCUAUAGGAACUAAGAGCGUUCAAGAGGCGAAUUAUAAUGAUGCACCCAAAGGAGGGCGCAAGGAGCGGAACCCUAAGAAUAAGGGACACAACGGACGUUCUGGUCCAUAUAACCGCCCUACAAAGGAAGGUACUCGUCAGAAUGAAGGACGAUCACGUGGCAAUACAUGGCAACGUGGGAGAGGAGGCCAUGGGGCUCCAGGACAUGGAGGAACCACCCAAGGCCGUGGGAAUGGCGCCAACUCCUAUAGGGGACGCCACCCAAGUGCAAACAAUGCACCUCAAUUAAAGGGAGAAAAUCACAAUGACAUGUGUCAUCGAUGUGGAUCUAGUGAGCACUGGUUCAAACAAUGCAAAGCAAGCAAACAAUUAGCUGCGCAUUACAAGGCAUUUAGAGACUUCAGAGAACAUGAAGCCAAUUUUGCCGAAAAUAUAGAAGAAGAUGGUGAUGAUGCCAACGUCAAUCUCACCAUAGCGGACUUCAAAUCUGACAAAGAAUUGCACAAAGAUGCUGCAGAUUUUGAUUAGUAUAGUCCUUUACUUUUCCAAGAAUUAUGUAAUGGCAAUUAUGCCUUAAAUCAAUAAAAUGACUUAUUGUAUUAACUUUUUCCCUCUAGGCGUACUCAAGAGUACUUGUGAUGUCUAGGCAAGGUUUGAUCUGAGAGAACGGUUUUAAAAGUGAGCAACGCUCCACCAAAAUCUCGCCUUACCUUACCUGGUCACAACUAAAUUGAAAUUACCGAACGGAUUGAGUGACUACGAUUUGUCUACGGUUUGAUUUUUAUAUUGGAUUAGAUUUUGGUCAAGAAACUUUGAUGUAAUCAUUGGCUAUUUUAAUAAAGUUUUCGAUUUGUUCUAUACAAUGUCUUGGACAUAUUUUUAAUUCGAACUUUAUUAUUUUUCAGUAUGUUUCCUGGAGAGCUAGAAUGCCUCGUGGAUAGUGCAACUACACAUACUAUCCUUCGAAAUAGACAGCUAUUUCUAUGGAUGACACCAUCUCGAUCUUCCGUGACUACGAUGGCUGGAUCAUCUCGAUUGAUCCAUGGUCGAGGACCAGCCCAAUUUAUGUUGCCAAA
Messenger RNA from Rosa rugosa (rugosa rose), 2418 nucleotides. RefSeq lists its product as uncharacterized. The coding region runs from base 758 to 1870 and encodes 370 amino acids. Lineage: Eukaryota; Viridiplantae; Streptophyta; Magnoliopsida; Rosales; Rosaceae. The record is from RefSeq and is a predicted model, not a curated record. The transcript is spliced from 2 exons.